Messenger RNA from Closterium sp. Naga37s-1, 495 nucleotides. Lineage: Eukaryota; Viridiplantae; Streptophyta; Zygnematophyceae; Desmidiales; Closteriaceae. The record is from the annotation of a GenBank genome assembly.
AUGGACGUGCCCAUCUUCCAGCACUUCAGCCUCGCCAACAUCCACUACUUAAUAUCCUCGCUGCCCGACGUAAGUGAGUUCGCGCCUCUCCUUCGUACGUCUUUCUUCUCAGCUUCGUCUCUCCCUCUUGCCCCUGCUCCUCAGACUGCUUUCCGUUCCCACUUUCCCUUCGUUUCCGCCUCCCAUGCCCCGGGCUCGCACUCCCAUCCUUACCGCUCUCCUGUCGGGGGUCAGAAGCAGCGCGUGGCGAUCGCGCGGGCGAUUCUGCGGUAUCCGCAGGUGUUGCUGCUGGACGAGACGACGUCGGCUUUGGACGCGGUGAGCGAGCAGGCGGUGCAGGCUGCGUUCGAUGCGCUCAUGGGCGCGCGCACCACGCUCGUCGUCGCCCACCGCCUCUCCGUGCGCUGCGCGCACUGCAUCGUCGUGCUGCAGCGGGGACAUGUCGUGCAGACCGGGGCGCACGAGGCUCCAUUCACCGCGGCCGUUGGCGUGUGA